Molecule: messenger RNA, 1928 nt
Organism: Prorocentrum cordatum
Lineage: Eukaryota; Dinophyceae; Prorocentrales; Prorocentraceae
Source: the annotation of a GenBank genome assembly
AAGCUGGGGAGCCCGGAGCUGGCCAAGAAUUGCGAGGACCUGCAGCGGAGGCACCGCGAGAAGGGGGCCCUCGGGGUCUCCCGGUCGGCCACGCCCGAGCCCGACGCGCAGGCGCCGCCGCCCUUCCCCGCGCCUGGGGCCCUGGAGCGCGGCUCGAGCAUCGGGAGCACCGGGGCCGCCAGCGCGCUCAGCGGCCGGGAGGACAUCUCCGGGGCCUCCGACCUCAGGGCCUGCGCCCAGUCCUCCGACUCCCGCGCGAGCGACGCGCCCCCGGCCCCCGGGGACGACGCCCGGCCGGUGCGGGUCCUCUCGCGGAACGUCCACGAGAGCUCGGGGCAGGAGGCCAGAGUUGGCCCCAUGACCAAGCCGAGGGGCGAGAGGUCGUUCACCGACCGCGCCCCGCUGGCCCCCCCGGCCCCCGCGGGCGAGAAGGCGUGCGCCGCGGACGGCGACACCGCCAGGAGAGCGCCAGAGUCGGGAGGUGUUCGGCGCGUCCUCAGCGAGAUCAAGCGGAACAUCGUGGAGUCGUCGCGCAUCAUUGCGGACAAGACUUUUCAGCAGAUGUACGAGCUCGUGCCCGGCGACAGGGGCAUCCUCGGCGAGGGCAUCAACGGCCCCGUGCGCAUGGCCUUGCAGAGGCAGACGGGUAAGGAGGUGGCCGUCAAGCGGAUAUCGUGUCAUAACCUCUCGGAGCAGAGAAGACAGAUGCUCGUCUCGGAGGUUCGAAUAUUCCUGCAAGUCUCACACAAAAACAUAGUCCAGUUGUUGGAGGUCUACGAGUCAGAAGUGGACCAGGCAGUGUUACUUGUUAUGGAGCUCUGCACAGGCAAGGAGCUCUUUGAGCGAUUAUCUGAGAGAAAGUGGUAUUCUGAGUUCGAUGCUGCGCGAGUUGCUCGGCAGAUGCUGGACGCCGUGUCGUAUCUGCACACGCAGAACAUUUGCCACAGGGAUUUGAAAUUAGAAAAUUGGCUUUACGAAAGCACCGCGUCGGAGGCAAAGCUAAAGUUAUGUGAUUUCGGCUUCGGACAGAUUGUUGAGCCGUCGGUACAGCUCACCGCCACCUUGGGCUCGUUGUACUACGUGGCCCCAGAGGUCCUGGAGGGCUCGUAUGGGCUGCCCUGCGACAUGUGGUCGGUUGGCGUUAUUGUGUACAUGCUUCUUAGCGGUGUCCCACCCUUCGAUGGGAAAACCGACACCGAUGUCAUGCAGAAGAUCAGGUCUGGCCGCUUCCAGUCCACCGGCAAGCGCUGGGAGGGCAUCAGCGAGACGGCCAAGCACUUCGUGAAGUCCCUGCUCCGCAAGGACCCGUACGAGCGCCUGACGGCCGCCGAGGCCGCGCAGCACGCCUGGUUGAAGAUGGAGACCCAGCCGAAGCUGCUGAGCUGGCCCAAGGGCGGGCCCGACUCAGAGCUCGAGCUGCCGAUCGAUCGCGGGGUGAUUCGCGACAUGUCGAAGUUCGCCCAGAUCAACGCGAUCACCCGCGCGGCGCUGGCGUCGUUCGGCGGCCGCGAGGAGGACGUGGCCCUCCUGCAGCAGCGCUUCCGUAGCCACGACGAGAGCAACUCUGGGAAGAUUGACGCAGACCUCUUCAUCCAGGUGAUCAAGGACUUUCUGCCGUCGGGCUCCGCGGAGGAGAAGUCUUUCUUCGACCGCAUCGCGGGCAACCUGCCUGGCAGCGGUCACGAGGAGGGUGCCGACGGGAAGGGGCGGCGUCGGCGCGUGAAUUAUACCGAGUUCAUCAGCUUGACGAAGGCGCGCCGCAUGGCCAACAACACAGCGGCCAUCCGGGAAGCCUUCCGAAAAAUCGAUACUGUCGGGGACGGCUACAUCAAGGAGGACGACAUGCACGUGCUGUUGGGCGACGAGUUCAAGGCAACGAUCACCAACUACGUCGACACAAACGGAAAAGAGUUCAUUGAUCCAGUCGC